AUGAAUUUGUCAGCCUUCAAAGGAGCUGAUUCAAGCCAGUUUUGCUAUCCAGCAGUGAAUGACUCUUGUGUGAAGGGGACCUACAGUAAAGGAGCUCAGAUCAUCUUGUAUAUUUUAUUGGUUGUAAGCAUGGUGGUCACCAUACUUGGUAACUUGGCAGUCAUUGUGUCUAUAGCACAUUUCAGACAGUUGCACACACCAACCAACAUGCUUGUGAUGUCUCUGGCACUUGCAGAUAUGCUGCUGGGAGUGUUUGUCAUGCCGUUUAGCAUUGUAAGGUCUGUUGAAGGAUGCUGGUACUAUGGUGAUGCUUUCUGUUUGUUGCACUCCAGUUUUGACAUGUUCCUUACAUCUGUGUCCAUAUUCCACCUGAUUUGUAUAGCUAUAGAUCGAUACCAAGCUGUUUGUAAUCCGCUACAUUACCCAACCAGGAUGACUAUACCCGUGGCAUGGCUCAUGAUUGCUUUGAGUUGGGGUGUUGCUGCAAUCUAUUCUUAUGGACUUUUGUAUUCUAAAGCAAAUAUAGCUGGACUAGACGAGUUUAUUGAAUCAAUAUAUUGCUUCGGGAGUUGUAAUUUGUUAUUUAAUGCAUUGUGGGGAGCACUAGACACGCUGAUAGCUUUUCUCCUACCAUGCUCUGUCAUGGCAGGAUUAUAUGCAAAAAUAUUUUUAGUCGCAAAAAAACACGCUAAGAAGAUUGGUGAAGCAGGCCUCAACCACAGAAAUUGCAACAAGGAAAACAGAAAUCAAAUUUCUCAGAGUUCUGAGCGCAAGGCUGCAAAAACAUUAGGCAUUGUUGUGGGUGCAUUUAUCUUCUGCUGGAUGCCUUUCUUUAUUAACUCUCUGGUUGAUCCUUAUACAGAUUUUGCAACCCCAAACAUUUUCUUUGAAGUGUUUGUGUGGCUGGGCUACUUUAAUUCUACAAUAAACCCUAUCAUAUAUGCACUUUUUUAUCCAUGGUUCAGAAAAUCGAUUUAUCUAAUUGUUUCAUUAAAGAUAUUUCAGACACAUUCCUGUGAUAUAAAUGUCUUUACCCCUUAA
This is a messenger RNA of Chanos chanos (milkfish), 1041 nucleotides long. RefSeq names its product trace amine-associated receptor 13c-like. Gene Ontology annotation, biological process: G protein-coupled receptor signaling pathway. Bases 1 to 1041 code for a protein of 346 amino acids. Gene Ontology annotation, cellular component: membrane. Lineage: Eukaryota; Metazoa; Chordata; Actinopteri; Gonorynchiformes; Chanidae. The record is from RefSeq and is a predicted model, not a curated record. Gene Ontology annotation, molecular function: trace-amine receptor activity. The transcript has a single exon.